AAGUUUUGGGAGAGCUGGGCCAGUAGCUGGGCGACUUGGGCAGCGCUGGGCACGCGGGACAGUGCAGACAGAAGGCGCGGGCUGUGCAGUAGACGUCCACCGUACCAGCCCCGUGGGCUUUAUUUAUUUAUUUAUCUAUCUUUAGAGCGACGGUGUCCCUAGGUCACAGAUCCUAAAUGCACCGGCUCAUCUUAGUCUCCAUUCUUGUGUGUGCGAACUUUUGCAGCUAUCGGGACACUUUUGCGACUCCGCAGAGCGCAUCCAUCAAAGCUUUGCGCAAUGCCAACCUCAGGAGAGAUGAGAGCAAUCACCUCACAGACUUGUACCGGAGAGAUGAGAACAUUCGGGUGACAGGAUCUGGCCACGUGCAGAGUCCUCGCUUCCCCAACAGCUACCCGAGGAACCUGCUCCUGACAUGGCGGCUCCAUUCCCAGGAGAAAACACGGAUACAGCUGGCCUUUGACCAUCAAUUUGGACUGGAGGAAGCAGAAAAUGACAUUUGUAGGUAUGACUUUGUGGAAGUUGAAGAUGUCUCAGAAAGCAGCACUGUUGUCAGAGGAAGAUGGUGUGGCCAUAAGGAGAUCCCUCCAAGGAUAACUUCAAGAACAAACCAGAUUAAAAUCACAUUUCAGUCUGAUGACUAUUUUGUGGCAAAACCUGGAUUCAAGAUUUAUUAUUCAUUUGUGGAAGAUUUCCAACCUGAAGCAGCCUCAGAGAUCAACUGGGAAUCAGUCACAAGUUCUUUCUCUGGGGUGUCCUAUCCUCCAUCAGUAAUGGACUCUCUCACUGCCGAUGCCUGGACAAAGCUAUACAGAAUUGAUACUGUAGAAGAUCUGCUCUGGUACUUCAGUCCAGCGUCUUGGCAAGAGGAUCUGGAGAAUUUGUACAUGGACACCCCUCGUCACAGAGGCAGGUCAUACCAUGAACGGAAGUCUAAAGUGGACCUGGACAGGCUCAAUGAUGAUGUCAAGCGUUACAGUUGCACUCCCAGGAAUCACUCGGUGAAUCUCAGGGAGGAGCUGAAGCUGACCAACGCAGUCUUCUUCCCACGAUGCCUCCUUGUGCAGCGCUGUGGUGGCAACUGUGGUUGCGGAACUGUCAACUGGAAGUCCUGCACGUGCAGCUCAGGGAAGACAGUGAAGAAGUAUCACGAGGUACUGAAGUUUGAGCCUGGACAUUUCAAAAGAAGGGGCAAAGCUAAGAAUAUGGCUCUUGUCGAUAUCCAGUUGGAUCAUCAUGAGCGAUGUGAUUGCAUCUGCAGCUCAAGACCACCUCGAUAAAACACUAUGCAUUGAGCAUGCAAGGACCUUUAGGUUAAGAAUACAUGGUAAGAGACCCUUGUCCCACCCUAAGGAGCCAGAAUUUCUUCUAAUCUACAGUACAGUGAAUACAUAUGGAAAUGUUGCUUUGUUAGGGCCAUAGCAAGAAAAAGCAUGUAUCAUCCAUUUCUAUAUCUGUAAACAUGGGAAUUCACUUAUUAAUAGUAUGUGAAGAUAUGCAUGUAUACCCGGAUAUAUGUCUAGCUCGAUGUGUGUAAAUAGAUGAAAUACUUUAUUCAGUAUAUUUAUUGACUUCCUCCAGAGACAAAUGAUUAGAUUAUUACUUUGAUAUUUUGUCAAACAUAUAAAACGUGUUUUAAAAAUUCAAAAGAUAAGUUUAUUCUAAAACUUUCUGUCAAAAUGUACCAGAUCUUGCUCUCGUAAAGAAGGCAUUUGUCCAUUAAAUGAAAACUAAGACAUUCUUAUGUGUAUACCUUAAUUAUGUGGAGAAAAAUACAUAGUUUCUGUCAAUAAAAACAAGUUUUUAAAUAUUUUCUUCAUGAGAUGCACUACUCACCUACAAAUGUGGACAGUAAUUAUCUGUCUCCAUGACAAUACCAAAGUAAUAUGGAAUAGUUAACAACUAAGUCCUCUUUAAUGUAUUUUCUCAAUGCAAGCUAAUCCACUGAGCACCAUUCUCAAUGAAUUGUUCAGGGGAUUGUUGUGAUGAUAGGCAAACAAUAGGUUGCUACAGAAUUUUUGAACUUUUUUAUUUUAAAAUCUGCAGAAAAGCAAGUGUUUUCAGAAAGAGCAUGCAAUUACACUUGAGCCUUUCAACAUAAUAAUCAUGGCAAGACUUAAGAGAUGGAAAGUCAGAAAUAAGCAACAUAACUGAAAAUCAGAUGGGCUGUUUGAUAAGGUCUACAUUUAAAAAUGGGUCGAAGUCUUCUAAACUAUGCCAAUAAUUUUUCUGUUUUGCUCUUGCAUUUCUAUCUUUGCAAUAUAUACACAUGAACUUAUAUCAUGUUACAUGAAACAAGCUAUCAUGGAAUAUUUAUAGCCUAAAAGUGUUCAUGUAUUAACAAAACAAGUAACUUUUAUUGGUGUAAAUCUCUAAUCCUAUACUUAAGAGUCUACAUACUUAUUUCUGAAUCAGCAGAAAUUAAUUGCGAGAUCUCGUAUUCUUUUCAAGUCUUCAGGCAGCUGUAGGUUGUGGAGGCACACGUUUGGUUCUGCCGUCCCACGGAAAAGCUUUUUGUUCUGGUUAUUAGCAGUGAGAGUUGUUUCCUCAGUGGUUCCUCUAUCUCUAUUCUAAUGAGUCCAGAAACAGGAAGUUGUUCAUUGAUCUCCAAACAAAAUGGUUAGGAAGGAAUCCUGAAGUCAAGUUAGCUUGGUUCUGCUCCCAGGAAACUACAUUUUUCUUCCUGCCCUGAAAGUAGAAAAGAAAAUGCAUUUCUUCUGGGAGUUCAACACUACCCUGAGCACAGAUUGUUUUGUUUCUGGCUCUGUGCACAGGCCGCUUUGGUCCAGUGUCAGAUGAGUAGCAUAUACACACAUACACUAAGUAUGAUGCUGUCCAAGCCACAUUAAUAGCUGUAUUCAACCAACCUGUGCUUACUGACACACAACUUCUAAAGGUUCUAUGCAAUCAAUUAUGUGUCAGUUCUACUCAAAUAAUUUUUAAAAUUAAGUAGCACAUUGUUAAGUUGUCAAGCAUGCCAGAGAGCAAUGAGAAGUAAGCUAGGCCCACAAUAAAAAGUUAUUUUUUCCUCCAUGGCCAUUUACAAGCUUCCUGUGGAAGAGUGGCUUCCUAUACAAACCUCAACUACAUAUUACAUUACUCACUGUAGAGCUCACCAUAGCUUCAGUAUAAAACAUUAGAGUCU
This is a messenger RNA of Rattus rattus (black rat), 3145 nucleotides long. It is a transcript of the gene Pdgfd, whose product is annotated as platelet derived growth factor D. The record is from RefSeq and is a predicted model, not a curated record. NCBI's taxonomy places the organism in Eukaryota, Metazoa, Chordata, Mammalia, Rodentia, Muridae. Gene Ontology annotation, biological process: positive regulation of ERK1 and ERK2 cascade; positive regulation of cell migration; positive regulation of MAP kinase activity. Gene Ontology annotation, molecular function: growth factor activity; platelet-derived growth factor receptor binding. Gene Ontology annotation, cellular component: membrane.